Messenger RNA from Brettanomyces nanus, 1041 nucleotides. RefSeq lists its product as uncharacterized. Gene Ontology annotation, cellular component: endoplasmic reticulum; fungal-type vacuole. The record is from RefSeq and is a predicted model, not a curated record. Gene Ontology annotation, molecular function: peptidyl-prolyl cis-trans isomerase activity. The coding region runs from base 1 to 1041 and encodes 346 amino acids. The transcript has a single exon. Gene Ontology annotation, biological process: protein peptidyl-prolyl isomerization; protein folding. Lineage: Eukaryota; Fungi; Ascomycota; Pichiomycetes; Pichiales; Pichiaceae.
AUGAAAGUUCUUAGGGUGUUGAGUGAAAUAGUGCUUGCACUUUCAGCGAUUGCGUUUGCAGAAGACAAUCAAGAUCCUACCACUGAUCGGAUUGUCAUAUUUACAGUGGAACAAAAUGACAAAUUCUUGGGCAAUUUAACUCUAGGCCUCUUUAGUGAAGUGGUUCCUAAGACUACUGAAAACUUCUAUCUACUUGCCAAGACGCAAAAGUUUAAAAAUACAUUAUUUCAUAGGGUUAUUAAGGAUUUCAUGAUCCAGGGUGGUGAUAUCGACGGCGAAGGGGGCUAUUCGAUCUACGGCAAGGAAAAGGGAUCGCUGCCUGAUGAGAAUUUUUUGCUUAAGCACGAUAAGAUAGGUCGUUUGGCAAUGGCAAAUUCUGGACCCAAUUCUGGUUCUUCUCAGUUUUAUAUUACUGGUAAGGUGACAAAGUGGCUUGAUGGCAAUUACGUUGUGUUCGGUCAAUUAUUGGAUGGGUUCGACACAUUAACGACAGUGGAAACAACAAAGACCGACAAAUUCGACAUGCCGCUUGAUGUCGUCAAAAUAUCUAACGUCUAUACGUACAAGGAUGGACAAUUAGAUACGCAAUUGACUGAGGAGGAAAAGCAAUAUGGCUUAGAAGACACCACUAAAUCGGUAGUUGAACAGCAGGAUACUAGUGAGGAUACUAGUGAGGAUACCAGUGGGGAUACUAGUGGGGAUACUGAUGAGGAUACUAGUGAGGAUACUAGUAAGGAUUCUAGUGAGGAUACUAGUGAUAAUACUAGUAAGGAUACUAGUGAGGAUACUGGUGAGGAUACUAAGGAUUCUAGUGAGGAUACUUUGGACGAGGUGGUCAACCAUGAAAUGACUCAGGACGAGAAGAACAAACUCUAUGAAAAGCAACGAGCCGAAACGCAGCCAAAAUAUCUCGCAUUCUACGCUCUCGUUCCUCUUGGUCUUUUCAUGGCUCUUCUUGUAUUCAUUACGCUUAAGACUCGGAAAAACAUCCUCUAUGCUAUCAGGGGUCCUCGCUACAGACGCAUACAGGUUCAUCGUUAA